Messenger RNA from Lodderomyces oxycetoniae, 3060 nucleotides. RefSeq names its product E3 ubiquitin-protein ligase. Gene Ontology annotation, biological process: protein polyubiquitination; ubiquitin-dependent protein catabolic process; positive regulation of proteasomal ubiquitin-dependent protein catabolic process. The coding region runs from base 1 to 3060 and encodes 1019 amino acids. Gene Ontology annotation, cellular component: ubiquitin ligase complex; cytoplasm. The transcript has 3 exons. Lineage: Eukaryota; Fungi; Ascomycota; Pichiomycetes; Serinales; Debaryomycetaceae. Gene Ontology annotation, molecular function: zinc ion binding; ubiquitin conjugating enzyme binding; ubiquitin protein ligase activity. The record is from RefSeq and is a predicted model, not a curated record.
AUGAGAGAACGCGAUGGGCACCGCGAUGGGCACCGCGACACUAGCGAGGUUGAAGGCGAUGGCACCGCGACACUAGAAACAUCCCAGGCAGCUGCCUCCUUACUUGUCAAAGAAGAUAUUUUUGUUUGUCUCAUAAUGUCUGACGAAGAAAGUGAAAUGUUGUUUGAAUACGACAAUGAAGAUGACGACGAAGGAGAUGUUCUAGAUGACGAUACCUCCUCUAUUUCAUUCGAGUCUAAUGAAGAUCCAAUGGACAUCUUUGACAACAAUGACAACAACAAAGCUGCCGAUACACCUAGCUCGAGGAUUAUGGGUGAAUCAACAAGUAUAGGCUAUAACGGAACCUUGUACCAAGCCUGGACUUUAGAAAAGUUUGUUGAAACAGUAUUCUUAUCUGCUUUGAAAAAGCUUCAAAAUGUCCAAUUGGGGAAUUGCUCGGAAAGCGAUUUACUUAUCAUGUUGCAAUACAAAAAAUGGCAACUGGACGCUGUUUUGGAUGCUUAUUUUGGAGACAGAGUGAAAUUUAUGCAACAGUGUGGUUUACCAACCGAUUGUCCUUCGAAUAAUACAUUUGACAUUGAGCAAAACUUUUCCUGUACUAUUUGUUGCGAAACGUAUCCAAAGAUUGAAGUUUACUCAACUACUUGCAAUCAAAAAUACUGCUUAAAGUGUUACUCCUCUUAUAUAACAAUCGAGAUCAAUAACGGCCGUUUGAUAACAUGCAUGGAUCCAGAGUGUCACUAUACUAUCCCUCAUAGAGACGUUGAGCAACUUUUCUCAAAAGCACUGGAUGGCCAGAAUUUGAUUGUUACCGAGAAAACGUUGAAAAAAAAUCCACUUAUUCUUGCCAGCGCAAGAGAAUAUGUCAAUUCAAAAGGUUGUUUCAAAUGGUGUCCCGCGACUGAUUGUACAAGUUUUACAGAAAUACUACCUCAAAAUUCAUCCUCGUUGUGCAACCUAGAGUCAUCGGGUCAAUAUACAGAUAUAUCUCUAGUGCCUAUAGUGGGUUGCGCCGAGCACCAUGGAUUUUGCUUUGAGUGCAACUACGAAAACCACCUACCUUGUCCGUGUUGGCUUGUCAAAAAAUGGAUUAAGAAAUGUGCAGAUGAUUCGGAAACCGCUAAUUGGAUUGAUGCAAAUACACAUGGCUGCCCAAAAUGCCAUACUUCUAUCGAGAAGAACGGUGGAUGUAACCAUAUGACAUGCCGCAAAUGCGGUAAUGAAUUUUGUUGGAUUUGCCUAAGUGAUUGGAAAAGCCAUAACAAUAAUUAUUCAUGCAACAGGUUUAAAGACGAAAGAGCCGAAGAAGAAGUGCGGAAAAACUUUAGUCGAGCUUCAUUGGAGAGAUAUUUGCAUUUUUACAAAAGGUACUCUAUACAUGAAUCAUCAAUGAAAGGUGAUAUAAAAACGUUGAAAAAAAUUGAUAACGUAACAAAAUUGUACAUGGAGGAUAGAAGAAACAAAGGCGAACGCAACCUAUCAUGGACAGAUAUUCAAUUCUUGCCCGACGCGAUGCGAGCAUUGCAAAAUGGGAGAAAGACUUUGAAAUGGACAUACUGUUUUGCGUUUUACUUAGCGCUGCUGAACUUUUCACAAAUAUUUGAAACAAAUCAAGAUUUUUUAAACAAAACCGUGGAAGAUUUGUCAAAAGUGUUUGAAGAAAUUAUUGCAAUUGACAAAACCGAUAAGGUUGGAACAAUUUUGGAGAAAAAGUUGCAGAUUAUCAAUUUGGCCGAAUUGACAAAUUCUCGAAGAAAAACAUUGAUUAAGAGUGCAGGAGAAAAUUUGGUUAUGGGUUUACUCGAUCGCAAGAAUUCCCAAAAAAGUUUCCCAGAGGAUAAGGUGAUAAGUCGCAAGGAUUCCCAAAAAAGUUUCCCAGAGGAUAAGCUGAUUUGUCGAAGCAUCUCAUGCUCUUCUCAGAGGAGUUUUACCAGAGUCUCAAAUGACCUUUUGCCACAUCAAAACCCAAAUUUUAGGGCAAAACCGUCGUUAUUACGCUCAGUUUCCGCUCAUGGAAUACCUAAUGUUAACUCCACCAAGUUGAGGAAUAUUUCUUUCUUGGACAAAUCUCAUUUGAAACUACCGGCUCAAAUGAAAUCACAAAAGCCGGCACUUAGAAAACACCAUCUGUACGAAGGAUCCUCUCAACGGACUUCAUCACUACAGACAAAUUUCGAAAAUCUGAAUACUAUACAAUCAAAAUGUGAUAAAGAUGGUAUUAGUCCAUUUAAAGUGCUAACAGAUGAAUACGAUACGAAAAGACCUACGGCCAACUCGGCGCUUUUGCAUAUGACAAUAGAUAAUUCAAUUAGUAACUUGAACAGAGAUGUUUCUAAUUUGGAUUUGAAGAAAACUGGCAUGUAUCAAAGGAUGCGGCAAGUGGCACAAACAAGAAUAAACACGUUGGUAUCAAUGAGUCGACUUAAAUCUGUGAUUUCACUAGCCAAUUUGAAAGAGUAUGAUGACGAUCAUGACGAUGAACAAAGUUUUGAGGAAGUGGAAGAUGAAAUACCGAUUGAAUUCAAAGAAAGGGCACCUAACGACUUUGAAACGCAAUAUCCAGUUGAGCAGCUAGACAAUGACAGCAACAUUUUUAGUAGUCUCAAACCGUCAGAAAUCAGUGAAAUUUUAAACGAAAUGGUGAAAGAUACUAGCAAUGCAUCUCAAGAGACCAAUACACACAUUAUUCCGAAAUUGAAUAGAACCCAACAAAAAGUGAUGUUUUACAAAGAUCUAUUUCAGGAGUGUAAACCUGAAAACUCGGAAAAGUCGCAACCAGAUGCCUUACCUUAUAGUUGGAAAAUUCAAAGCGAAACAAUCCUUUUACAAUACAAUAACGUUAGAUUCAGAUUUUCUUCUAGAGAAGAAACAUCUUGUGCUGAAAAUAAUAAAUUUGGAAUCUUAGGAUUUAUGACUAGAUACCAAAGUUUCGUCUUGGACAGCGAUACAAAGAAAAGCUCAUACAAAUAUACAGAUAACAAUUUCGAUCUUUGGAAAAUGUGGAAUUCAGAGUAUGAGAGAUUCUUUCCCACUACAAGCUGCACUACAAGCUCUGUCUAA